AAACAAAAUAGAUAAACCCCGUUAAACCAGAAUUUAAAGCAAAGCAAUCAAUGUUAAAAUUAAAAACAGACAACAAUUAAAUUCAGUAAUUUGAAAAAAUAAAUAAAUAUGGACUCCGAAAUAGAAGGUGACUUGAAUUGCAAUAGAGAUAUGAAUUUAUCCCAUGCCAUGUUAAAUGAUCCGAUUUCUUGCAACGCUUAUUACGAACUCUUUCAAACCCAUGAUGAUUUGUUUAAAGAUAAGAUUGUCUUGGAUGUGGGCUGCCGCAGUGGAAUGCUUAGCCUGAUGGCUGUGGAGGUGGGCGCAAUUAAAGUAAUCGCUACUGGUAAUAUGGAAAGUGCGGAUUUCGUUGAAAAGGCAUUGAGUGGCAGUGAGAAGGAGGACAUAUUCGAAUCGAUCAAUGGCUCCAUAGAGCAGAUACGUCUGCCAUAUGGACUGAAAAAAGUCGAUAUCAUUGUAUCCGAAUGGAUGGGUCAUGCCAUUUUCACAGAGUCACUCUAUCGUGAUGUCAUCUAUGCCCGGGACAAAUGGUUGGUCAAGGGCGGUCUUAUUAUACCCAAUGUUGCAACACUUUUUAUGGCCGGCAUAUCUAAACAUGUUCCAGAAAAUUUUCAAGAAGAUGAAAUAGACUCAGAGGACGAAAUCUUAUUGGAGGAUUAUGUAAGGCCUGACCAGCUUAUGACACAUCGUUUUCGAUUGAAAAUUACAAAUCUUAGUGUGGCCAAUAAAGAGGAUGAGUAUUUCCAAGGUCCGUUUGGAAUGAACGCUCUUCGAGAUGGAGAAAUUGAAGGAUUUGUGCUUCAUUUUGAUGUGGCCGUUGCUCAUGAUAAGAUUAGUAUGCCACUCUUUUCCAUAGGACCGAGGGCUCCCAAAACUUAUUUGAAGCAAACUGUAAUCUAUCUCGAGGACAAUUUGAUGGUUCAGAAACAUGAGAUGAUCGAAGGUUAUAUUGGGAUGUUCGCCAAUAAAUCGGCAGUGCGCGGAGUAGAGUUCAUUCUGGGCAUGAAAACGAUAUACGAAUCUUCAUCUGAAAUGUCCGAGUAGGGGUUAAAGUCGAAAUAAAGAAGGACAUGUGCAGGGCUGAUGCUGAUGCUGAUGUA
Molecule: messenger RNA, 1100 nt
Organism: Drosophila willistoni
Lineage: Eukaryota; Metazoa; Arthropoda; Insecta; Diptera; Drosophilidae
Gene: Art9
Product: probable protein arginine N-methyltransferase 1.2
Exons: 2
Coding region: 109-1044 (311 amino acids)
Biological process (GO): peptidyl-arginine methylation
Cellular component (GO): nucleus
Molecular function (GO): protein-arginine N-methyltransferase activity
Source: RefSeq, a predicted model, not a curated record